Molecule: messenger RNA, 1670 nt
Organism: Phyllotreta striolata
Lineage: Eukaryota; Metazoa; Arthropoda; Insecta; Coleoptera; Chrysomelidae
Source: the annotation of a GenBank genome assembly
GUUUUAAGCACGUGUGCGUGCGACUCCAAUCACUGAGACUGUGCUCUUUCCGAAUUAGUUUCAAUUUUUCCUAUAUGAUCUAUGAGUGAAACAGUCCGCAAUGGGAAAAUCCGACAAAACAGUGACCAAAAGUGAUGGCAGCAUUUUCUCGGGCACGUUCACGCAACUUUUGGCAACAAUUAGCGGCUCGUUAUUCGCGAUCUCCGAUGGGAUGACAUACGGCUGGACAGCGCCCAUGAUGCCCUACCUCAUCAGCGAGGAAAGCCACAUCAAAACCACCAAAUCAGAAGUGGAACUUCUCGAAACUAUCCUGAUGGUCGGCUCCUUCUGCGGACUACCCACCACCAUCUACCUGGUGGACAAAAUCGGCCGGAAAAAAUCCCUGUUACUAGCCGCCUUUUCCUCGCUGAUCGGCUGGCUGGUCAUCGCCUUCGCCGACAAAAUGAUCUACAUCCACGUGGUGCGCUUCUUCUUCGGCGUCAUCGGCAACAUGUCCUUCGUCAGCAUGCCCAUGUACAUAGCGGAAAUAGCGGAGAGCAAGAUUCGGGGAUUCCUGGCCUCCGUGGUGUACCUGCAGAUGCUGAUCGGGUUCGUGAUCGUCUACAGCGUGGGACCCUACCUACCCUUCUACGUGGCGCCCAUUAUCGGCAUCGUCGUGCUCAUCACGGAGCUGUGCGUGUUCUCCUGGAUGCCCGAGAGCCCUUACUAUUUGCUCUACAAGAACAAGCACGAGCAAGCCGAGAAAUCCAUGGAGUACUUCAGGCCCGGAAAGGAUAUUAGUUUGGAGCUGAAGCAAAUCACGAAGGCCAUCGAACGGCAGAAAACCGAGAAAGGCGGCAUCAAAGACAUCAUUAUGGUGAAGAGCAAUCGCAAAGCUAUCAUUAUAAUGACGGUUUUGAACGGCGGGCAACACAUAGUCGCUAUUAGCGUGAUUCUAAUGAAUUUGCACGAUAUCCUAAACUCCGCCGGUUCGAUUUACAUGGACUCCUCUCACGCCGGUAUACUGUUCUCUGUGAUAAUGCUGGUGUUCGCCAAUUUCGCCUCGUUGCAGGUGGAUAGGUACGGCAGGAAAGCCCUUCUGCUCUUAUCCACAACGCUAACAGGCUUCUGUCUCUUGGCUAUUGCGGUUUACUUCAAUCUAAUGCUGGCGAAUUACGAUGUAGUCAACGUUAGUUGGAUCCCCAUCGCGUCUGUGAUGAUUUACGCGGCUACUUUCAAGAUAGGCUUAGGCGUCGUGCCGAUUGUGAUAACGGCGGAGAUUUUCCCCGCCAAAGUGAAAGCCUUGGGGAUGACCAUAGCUGAUGCUAUGUACGUGAUCGGGUCCAUAAUCAGUAUUCAAUUGUACACUUGGCUGGAGUCCUCUUACGGCAAGCACGUGCCGUUCUAUGUGUUCACUGUCGGUAGUUUUUGUAUCGCUUUGUUUAUUUUGAAGUACUUGCCGGAGACCAAAGGGAAAACUCUGGAGGAAAUUCAGUUCCUGCUGAAAGGGGAGAGGUACAUACCGACCAGUAAGAGCGAUCCGCUGAUCAACGGGCAAGAUGUCUGAUGGUUUUUGAUGUUCGAAAUUGUUGGAGUACUAGAGUAAUUUAGAUAAAUUAAUUUGUUUUUUUUAAUUUAGUUUAUUACGUGAGACGUAGUUUUGUAAAUAAAUUUAUUUUUGUUACUUGCAG